CCAAGGACACAGAACUGUUCAGAAGAACCUGCUACAUCGACGCGCAUUGUAAGAAACCCAAACGGUGACAUCAACACAAAAUAUAAUUAUGCAUACAUAGUUGGCAAAAUAAUUGAUCAAACUUCAAAGAGUAAUGAAUUAUGUUUGACAAUAUUCUCAUUUGUUUUUGUAAGUAAGUAAAUUCUCCUGAAUAAUUCGAUACCCUUGAUUUAGUUUUUCGUCAAAACUAAUGUUUUCGAGCUCCUCUCUCAUUGGUCAGAAAAGUUACUUCAAAUGAUCUGAGGAAAUCGGGAACCUCUCAUUUCCCGGAAGUAACAUAAUUUUGGUACACACACGCGCGCGCGCGCGCGCGCACGGUGCACAUGUACGUAUGUAUGCAUAUGCAUAUGUAGAAAUUUUGAUAUAAGAAAACGUCUUUUUUUUCUCGGCGACAUGCGAUACUUUCUCUUGGAAUUUAAAAUCUAAAAAUGUCAAACACACCGUUACAGAAUGGGAAAAAAUGCGAGACACCAACACCAUGUUGGUACCUCACAAUCUAACCUUCGGCUAAAACCCUAUGGAUUUUGUUGUGACAUAAAAGACCACGAUCCAAAAUUAGAUAUAGAUAAUAAUCUAGAUUCACUCUUCUCUAAACACAAUUUAACUGGAGAAGGACCUAAUAUAAAAUUUCGUUUUCAAGAAAUUAACGCAAUUUCAACGUCCCCUCAACGUAUCAAUCAAAAGAGUUCUCAUCGUUUAGGACAUCGAGGACGACCGCGUGGUCGGCAGCGAGGUGGUUAUGAUGAUCCAAAUAAUCAACGAAAAGGAUGGAAUCGCAAUGAAAGAGACGAUAAUGAGAAAAAGUUGGGAGAACCGAUGAUCUGUAAACGUUGUAAGGGUCCCCUUAAGUGGUUUCUAGAAGAUGAGAUUGCUAUGGCACGUGAUUCAAUGAUGCAGGACCGUCAGAAAAAGUAUAAUAUAGAAAUGGAGAACAAUAUUAAAAUUGCUAAAAAAAAAGAACAGAAAAGGAAGGGGAAAAUCAAUCGUGGAAGUUCUACAUCAAAGUGAAUGAAAAUACAUGACAGCAUGAAAAUUUUUUAUAUUUCAAGGUUGUGAUUCUUCUAUUGUUUAUGUUUUUAAUAUGCAUACAAAUGAAAAAUUUGUUUAUGUAUGAAACAGGGAAAAGAAGUGGAAA
Megalopta genalis is the source of this 1174-nucleotide messenger RNA. Lineage: Eukaryota; Metazoa; Arthropoda; Insecta; Hymenoptera; Halictidae. The record is from RefSeq and is a predicted model, not a curated record.